Molecule: messenger RNA, 657 nt
Organism: Racocetra fulgida
Lineage: Eukaryota; Fungi; Glomeromycota; Glomeromycetes; Diversisporales; Gigasporaceae
Source: the annotation of a GenBank genome assembly
AUGUCACCUACUGCUGGAAGUACUAGUAGUGAUCUUAACGGACAUGCUGUUUACAACGCUUGUAAAAUUUUGGUAGAAAGGUUAAAACCAUAUCGUGAGAAGAUGCCGGAUAAAAGCUUCAAAGAGAUUGUUGGUAUUGCACACCUUGACCGAGUCAAUUUAUCAGCCAAUGGAUUCUAUAAAACACCAGAUAUCAGUUAUGAUUUUGAAAAAAAUGAAGGGUUAAUGUUCCCUUAUUAUACAACAGGUGCAGGAUGUUCAGAGGUUGAGAUUGAUACAUUAACGGGUGACCAUACAAUCUUAAGGACAGAUAUAUGUAUGGAUAUUGGUAGAAGUUUAAAUUAUGCAUUAGAUGUUGGACAAAUUGAAGGAGGUUUUAUGCAAGGUGUUGGAUGGCAUACUCUUGAAGAAAGUUUACAUUUUCCAAAUGGUGCAAAAGUAUCUAAUUUAAAUUCAAUUCAUGGCAGUAAAGGAAUUGGUGAACCACCGUUGCUUUUAGGAAAUACAGUAUUUUUCGCUAUUAGGGAUGCUAUUAAAGCUGCAAGGUAUUUCAUUUUAAGAUCACCCGCAACACCCGAAAGAAUUCGAAUUGCUUGUGAUGAUGAAAUUGUGAGGAAUUGUAAGGUUGAGAAAAAAGACGGAGAACUUCCAUGGGUU